Molecule: messenger RNA, 1414 nt
Organism: Leopardus geoffroyi (Geoffroy's cat)
Lineage: Eukaryota; Metazoa; Chordata; Mammalia; Carnivora; Felidae
Gene: DEFB132
Product: defensin beta 132
Exons: 2
Source: RefSeq, a predicted model, not a curated record
AAUAAAUCAAUCACAGCUACAGACUGGUAGCCAUUAUGAUCUAAUCUGACUGUUCUGGGUGGCAAUGAACUCUUCCUCUGGUUCACUGCCCAGUAUCCUGGCAUCAUGUGGCUCCUAUAAAGGCAGUAGCUCCAAGCACACCACACAGAGGGUCCGGACUCCAUUAAACCGCCGCCUUGCUUCCCAAGCUAUCCCUUCGGCCAUGAAGCUCCUGUUCCUGGUCUUUGCAUCCCUUGGAUUCCUGGUGACUCCAGCCAGCGGGGGUGGGUCGAGCUGUGGGCUCAAGUUCCCAGGACCCUGCAGGCUGCACUGCAGCUCCCCGGAGAGAUCCACCUUCAUGUGAGACAGGAGCAAACAGCGCUGCACCAAAGACCACGGGAGGCCCAUCGCGCCACCGCCUGUCCACAGAUCGAAGCAGCUCUGCAGAACAGCUACCAAAAGCCAAACCGAGAAGCAACCGACGGCUACGACGCCACGACCACGAUCUACGAUACCACAGCCGCGGUGCACAGCGCGACACCAUCUCCAAGUAGUCCCAGUACUGUUAGCCCCACCCCCACGAAUGGUGGAGGCUCCCUCCUUCCGCGGCUCCGGUUUAUGGCCCAUCUCAAAGCUCCUGUCUUCUACAACGCUCUGCCAUCCACUUAAUAAACCCUGGCGUCUGUAUCUAGCCCACACGAAGGCCUCCCAGUUGGACUCCUCCACGGGGUAUGUUGUCAGUUUGGGGGCUCUAAGACCUAAUACCAAGACAGAGUUAGGCACGAAAAGAUUUCACUGAGGGGGAAACACCUGUGGCAGGAGGAGGGGAGGAGCAGGAGGCAGGGGAGCCUUCAGACUGCAAAGCGGGUCUGAUACCUGUGAAAGGAGAGGGACGGGAGGACUGGAGAGGAGGAGCCUGAGAUUACAGGUCUAGGGCUGAUGGAAAGGCACGGAGCCCCUCAGAGGAGCCCCACCCAGGGCAAGGAGCUCCAGGCUGGAGUAUCCCAUGGGGUAUAUAUAGUCCAGGGCUGGGAGCAGCCCCUGGAGAACAUGGCCUUGGGUAAAUGCUACUGCAGAUCUGGAAGUAUGGCAACCGGAGGCUGUCCACCAGCUACAUCCUCACAGCCGCUUCUCUUGAAGGGAGGUCUGAGCAGUGCACCUCCAUGGCUGCCACAAAGCAGGAGGUGAGAGAGAAGAGGGCUGAAGGUGCACGGUUUGGCCAGCCAUGUUGACCGACUGAUGAGGUAUUCAUUUACUCGUUUGUGUAAUAAAACGGACAAAAUGCAGGCAUCCAACAUCGGUAACGGUCUCAGAAAGCAAGGCCGCAAUGGUGCUUGGGACGCAAAUGUGCCCCCUCACAAUAUAGGAACUGGCACAGCCCUGUUGGAAAGUCAAGUGGAAAUAAGAACAAAGAAACAGAACUUCUGCGUGUUUA